AUGGCAUAUCAGGACCACAGUGGUGGUUAUCCGCCGCCGCGCGAGCAACCCGAAUCUCAAUAUCCCCCUCCACCAGGCGAAGAAGAUGAUCGUGCCAGAGCAUAUCAUCAGCGCAUGCCUUCCACGACUGGCAGCAUAACUCUACCAGCAAUAUCGCCAUACGACCCUCAAUACGCCCAGCCUCCAAAUGGUUACGCACCAGAUCCGCGCGCAUACCCACAAGACCCUUACCGUCCUCAACCCGGUCCUUAUAGGGACGAUAGGGUCUAUCAGCAGGAUUAUGGAAGACCGGGAGCUCAGCAACAAAUGGCGUUCAGUCAAUCAGCACCUAGACAGAGAACAGCAAUCGCAUGCAGAUAUUGCAGAAGGCGUAAGAUUCGUUGCUCUGGCUUUGAUCAGAAUCCCGAAGGACGCUGCUCUAAUUGCCAGCGUUUCCAGCAGGAGUGCAUCUUCACUCCAGUCUCCUCCCAGGCUCAAGCUUUUGUCCCAGCUCACGCUGUUUACCCAAACAUGCGAAAUAUGGGAUUCGGUCCAGACGGUCGCCCUCGUCCAAAUGUCUACCCUCAAGGAACACAACUCUUUGGUGCUCAUGGCCAGCCGCUUGGUCCUCUUCCUCCCCAGGCAGCUUCUCCUUACAGCGACUAUGCCCAGCCUUCUCCAACUGGCUCUUUCAAUUCCUACUCCGAGGAUCGUCCUCCAAUCCCUGCUCAAGACCAUUCAAGGAAGCGCCCACAACAGGACCCACACCCGUCAAUCCUUCCACCUCCUAUUCCCGGUCAGCCAAACUAUGCACGGUCCGACAGUAGCGCCAGUCGUCGUCAGGCCGUUGAGGACGAUCUCCGUCUGCCACCCGUAACACCAACCAGCGGUGGACGGGCGACACCGAACUACUCGCCCGGCUCCUCCACAUCUUCCCAUUCAAAUCUGCAACCACCGACACAGCCUGCACCUGGCCUGCCAUCAAUGUCACGAACCCCACCACCGCGGGCAAGUCCUGGUGAGAGUGGCAGAGCUGAUCCGAUGUCCUUGGGUAACAUAAUGGAACGCCGACCAGAUACAGAAAUCGACAGGAGUAUGCUGGGUCGAUUGGAUCGGAAAGGCCAAUAA
This is a messenger RNA of Amorphotheca resinae ATCC 22711, 1107 nucleotides long. RefSeq lists its product as hypothetical. The transcript is spliced from 2 exons. Gene Ontology annotation, molecular function: DNA-binding transcription factor activity, RNA polymerase II-specific; zinc ion binding. Bases 1 to 1107 code for a protein of 368 amino acids. The record is from RefSeq and is a predicted model, not a curated record. Lineage: Eukaryota; Fungi; Ascomycota; Leotiomycetes; Helotiales; Amorphothecaceae. Gene Ontology annotation, biological process: regulation of DNA-templated transcription. Gene Ontology annotation, cellular component: nucleus.